Molecule: messenger RNA, 1527 nt
Organism: Adineta steineri
Lineage: Eukaryota; Metazoa; Rotifera; Eurotatoria; Adinetida; Adinetidae
Source: the annotation of a GenBank genome assembly
AUGUCCUAUGAGUGGACAUCACAACCCUUAUCAAUACAAGCUAUUGCUGCUCAAUAUACUUUACCAGUAGCUAUUCGAUCAGCACCUGGCUUUCGUGGAUCAAGCCAUCCGAUUAUUUUGCACUCAAUAGCUCGUACUACAUUUGGAUUUGGACGUGCUUUAAGAGUUACGCAAUCAACAACAAAAGAAUAUGCGUCAUACAGACCAAUCGAUUCAGAAUUAUUAGCUGUACCUUUAAAAUAUCCUGGAUACUUCGAAUGUUUACCAUCACGGAAUAAUCGACAACAAAUUGGUAUUGCGCCAGAAACUAAUAUUCGUUCAAUUGUUGAACAAAUGCAAAUUGAUCAUCGACCACAGGCAUUUUAUAUGGUAUCACCCAUGCGUGUUUAUACAGUUGAGGCUAAUGAGGAAGGAAUUGCAAAUCGUACAUGGCAUCAAAUUGAAGCUAAUCAAGUAAUUUUAUUCGAUAAACUUGUUCAUGUUGAAUAUACUCCAACAGUUAAUGAUGAUUUAACAGAUGAAGAUUAUGCUUUUUCAUGGUGGUUUUGUUUGGGUAAACACAUUUUAAAUCGAAAUGAAUAUGCAUUAAAAUGUAUCUUAAUGAAUCAACAAGUAUGUUAUAUUCCAUGUUCAUCGACAGAUGAAAUCAAUUUAAUACCUGUCGGACAACGUGGAUCAAGUAAUGUAAAUAAAUUACAGGCGAUUCAUAAUCUUAUUGAACAAUUUCCAAUGCCUCUCAAUAUUAAAUUAGCUCAAUUACCUGGGUCAUAUGCAUAUAAAGAUUUUAAUGGUAAUUUACAAUUACGUGGUUCACGUACUGAAGAAUUUGCUGUAUGUGCAUCAUUAUCAACAUCAAAUAUUGCUGCUAUUCCAACAAAUACACCACUUAAAUUUGUUGUUGCACCAUUAUCAUCAUCAUCAUCACAAAUUCGAAAUAUUCUAUCAAGUUGUCAAAUAUUUGUUCAAUCAUUUGAUAUGCAAAUUCGUCGUAUUCUUGUAUCAACUCAUCAUGAUACAACAUCACAUCGUACUCGUUCACGACAUCCAAAAAUUCAAGCAGCAAUUGAUGAUCAAUUUAAACGUUAUAAACGAUCACAUAGUGUUGAACAAAAUUCAACUAUAAAAGAUGAUCAAACAACAACAGCAACUACAACUGAUGAAGGUUAUCGUUCAGGUUCAUCAGCAGCUAAAAAACGACAAAAUUACAAACAACAAAGGGCGGCCAGUGUUGAUCCAGGAAAUCAAGCACAGCAUGUUCCACGUAAAAGAACAUUAUCAACUGAUGAUGAUACGAUAUAUAAUUCACUUGUUCAUCCUGUUCGAACCAAAAAAGAAUCAUCAUCUCCACCUCCACCUGCCGUACCAAAAAAACCACCGAAUUUUCCUUAUCCAUCAACAACAUUUACUUAUAAUAGUGGAAGUCAUCUAAUUGAAGAGAUUAAUUCAGCGGAUGCGGAUGGUGCUAUUUUAAUGGAUGCAUCAAACGAACUAUUUUUAGCUUUACCAUCCGAUAGUCGAUUUACAUAA